Molecule: messenger RNA, 1392 nt
Organism: Hirsutella rhossiliensis
Lineage: Eukaryota; Fungi; Ascomycota; Sordariomycetes; Hypocreales; Ophiocordycipitaceae
Exons: 1
Coding region: 1-1392 (463 amino acids)
Source: RefSeq, a predicted model, not a curated record
AUGGCUCGCGCCCUCGUGCGCAUCCUCGGCGGCUUCCUGGCUGUCCUUGCCACCUCGACCCUCCUCUGCCUCCAGGUCAUCACAGCCGCUCAUGUCGACGACGCGUCGCUCAGGCCCGUCACCAUAGUCGCCGCCUCGCUACAGUCCGCCGUCCUCGUGGUCCUGUUGUGGCUCGCCGCGUCCCACAUCUUCCAAACCGGCCGGGUGCCAUCGAGCCGAUGCCUAUACGUCAUCUUUGGUUUCGAGCUCCUGGCUUGUGCCCUUGCCGCCGCCGUCUCGGCCGUGGCCCUAGCACACUUGAGCAUUUCACGAGCAGAUCAGACGCCCCCGCCUGCCGAAUAUCAAGCCCAGUUGCUUGCUGGGUCUUCUGUGGCCCUGGUGCUUGCCACAGCUUUGCAGCUUGUCCUAAUGAUUCUUCACUUCAUAUCCUCGCGAGAGCUUGUCGUCGGGAGGGCUGACCCGGCUGAGAUGCCCGCCGACGAUCAGAGGACCUGCAUUUCUCGCGUAAAGUCCAUUCCAUAUGCUCAGACGAGGACUGGCAGCGACCAGACCAUCCGCGAAAUGGCAUCAGUCGAGCGCCCGGCGCCGCUGGUCAUUGCUGAGCCGUCGGCAGGGACCAAGGCUGGCUUCUUCUCGUCUCCGUUUGCGCAGGUUAUCCGACCCAGCUCGUCCAAGACGAAGCUGCUGCCAGCGGGCGAACGGCGGCCCUCAUCACGGGAGUCAACUCCUCGUGGGAGCAGUGUCGAGGAGACCUCGUUUGAUUCGUGGGACACGUCGUCGGUGGACACACAUAACAGACAGGUGGUGCUGGAAAUGUCAUCAUCACCAUCGGCCAAGCCGCGCGGGCUCGAGACCAUCCCCGCCAGCCCGAGGCCCAGCCGGAGCCCGAGCCCGAGAACGGCGACAGACCUGGAACCUCCUCGCUCGUUGCGCACCAGGCGGAGCUACAGCCCGAGCACGCUGAGGCAGCGCGAAGACGCGCGGCUGACGGCGUCGAGCUCCGUCGACGAGCUGCACAUUCACCCUCUGUUCCGAUCCGAUUCGCAGACGCCGGCGCCUCUGGCGUCGCCGGGGACGAGCGUUCUGGCGUCGCCAAACGCCGGGCAAGUCAUCUCUCGACGCGAGAGCAUGCAGUCGCUGGCUCGAAUGCGAAGCGGCAGCCUCCGCAGUCCGCUCAGCCACCAGCCGAGCCUGGAAAGCACCAAGCUGAAAAUUCAAGGCGAUGGCCAGCAAGUGGACGAGAGGGACGAGGACGACGAGGCGGGACUGGAGCGGACGAGCAGCGGGGGCGACAGGAGGAUGACGCCUCCAGUGCCGGCGUGGCUGCUGAGUCCCGGGCCGCAGUCAGGCUUCGAUCCAGCAGUGCUGGCAGACGUCAAGAGAACAGCAUGA